CAUUAUACUGACAGCCGACGAACCAAUUUGUAGUGUUUUUAUUUAUUGGCUAGUUGAAAAUUGUAUUUGCAUUUGCGGUUUAUAUAAAUAAGAUUUAACACAAAUACAAUUAAUUGGAUACUUUAUUUCUUCUUUUUCUGUCUAAAUUAAAAUGGUUGUAGGAUUUGUUGUACGAUCUGGACUAUUAAUAGGAACAAUAUAUUACACAAAGAAAGCCGGAGUAUGGGGUAAUCCUAAUGAGACAGAAAUUCUUUACAAUAAUAUAAAAAAUGAAUUACGACCCCAUAUCCAAAACAUCGAAAAACAAAUGCCUUUCGACAUUCCUGCACUACCACAAAGUGGAGAAUUGUGUUUCGUAGCCAAACACUAUUACAAUGAGGGCAUUAAAAAAUCGUUUAAUUUUAUUGAGAUGCUUCCAUGCUACACUGGUCAAAUGUUAAAAAAGGCUAAAGAUAAAUUUGAGGAGUUUGCAGAAUCCCCAAAGUCGACGAAUUAAGGAAUUAAAUCAAUUAAAUAAUGUUCUUUUAAAAUCAAUAAAAAAUCAAGUCAAAAAUUUCGCAA
Molecule: messenger RNA, 561 nt
Organism: Lucilia cuprina (Australian sheep blowfly)
Lineage: Eukaryota; Metazoa; Arthropoda; Insecta; Diptera; Calliphoridae
Product: MICOS complex subunit MIC13 homolog QIL1-like
Exons: 2
Coding region: 152-496 (114 amino acids)
Biological process (GO): cristae formation
Cellular component (GO): MICOS complex; mitochondrial crista junction
Source: RefSeq, a predicted model, not a curated record